AUCACUAAAAAAAAUCCAAAUUUAUUUUGAAACGGAUAAUAACGAACACACAUGGCUUGCAAUUCAACACCCCUCUUAUCACCACCAACAACCGCCACCGUCGCAACCAUCAACCACCACACACUCCUCCAACCAAUCUUCCCAACCAAAAAGCCCAACUCUAACCGUCGACUCACCACAAAACUCCACGUGUCAUCCUCACCAACAAACAAACCAACAACCGCAACAACCUCAUCCACCACACCGCAAAAGCCCAAAUCAGAAGAAACCGUCUUCUUCGACGGUGGGGCCCACUACGGUGACCUAAUAACAAACCUCUUACUGGGAUUCACUCUCGUUUGGCUGCCCUUAACAUUAGCCGCAGUUUCACGGGCCCUAUACCUUCGUUACAGGUUCACUAACCUUAGAGUUACCGUUAUAUCGGGCUUAACGGGCGAGGACAGAAGUGACUUUUCGUAUAAUGUGAUAAAAGAUGUUCAGGUUGUUCCUCGUUUCAUUGGUGAGUGGGGUGAUAUUGUUAUCACUUUGAAAGAUGGUACUAAAGUUGAUCUUAGGAGUGUUCCUAAGUUUAGAGAAAUUGCUAAGUAUUCUCUUGAUAUGGCUAAGAUCUCUUCUCAGGUUUUCAAUCAAAAUGAUCCUAAAGGAUUUUGAUUCUUUUCAAAUCCCUACAGAUUGGAUUCCUUGCAAUUUAGACAACAAUAAAGACUUCAUAUGUCUUUCGAUUCAACAUAGACUUCUAGUUGUAUCCAUUGGAGCACCAUUAUAUGUGUUAGUACAAAUGGAGGAUGAUACAUACUUUUGGAAGAAAUGGAGCACCAUUAAUGAAUAUAAAACACAUCAUGUAAUAUUCAAAUUUAAAUUUGUAGGAACUUGUUUAAAAACUCAA
Messenger RNA from Cicer arietinum (chickpea), 886 nucleotides. RefSeq lists its product as uncharacterized. The record is from RefSeq and is a predicted model, not a curated record. NCBI's taxonomy places the organism in Eukaryota, Viridiplantae, Streptophyta, Magnoliopsida, Fabales, Fabaceae.